AUGGAAAACCCUCUUUGUUUACCGACUGGAUUGGGAAUUUUCAUUAUUUUUCUUGUUGUUGUGACAACAGCAGCAGAACAUACAAAGAAUUUAACAAUAAAAACGACAAAUUGGAGGUGGAAUAAUUUCGAGAACGUGGUUCACACUUCAAGAAAUAGCAGAAAAUAUCAGAAAAGAAAAAUAAUGAAACGACACCAGAAGACGAAGGUAUUUGAAGAAAAAUCAAAUUCUCAUUAUGCAAAACUUUUCCUUGUAAGCGAAAGAUGA
Clunio marinus is the source of this 267-nucleotide messenger RNA. The record is from the annotation of a GenBank genome assembly. Lineage: Eukaryota; Metazoa; Arthropoda; Insecta; Diptera; Chironomidae.